Molecule: messenger RNA, 1467 nt
Organism: Aureobasidium pullulans EXF-150
Lineage: Eukaryota; Fungi; Ascomycota; Dothideomycetes; Dothideales; Saccotheciaceae
Product: Bystin-domain-containing protein
Exons: 2
Coding region: 1-1467 (488 amino acids)
Biological process (GO): rRNA processing
Cellular component (GO): cytoplasm; preribosome, small subunit precursor; nucleolus
Molecular function (GO): snoRNA binding
Source: RefSeq, a predicted model, not a curated record
AUGCCCAAAGCCCCCGGAGGAGAUGCGCGUCAAAUGAGACGUCACAACCCAUUGUCAGAAGACUACGCACCUUCCAACCCGCACAAGCAAAAAGCACCAAAGAGAAAAGGACGCUCCACCGCCGGCGACGAGGACAAUGAACAACAAGCAUACAUCGACUCGAAAGCGUCAAGGAAGAUUAUAAGUCUGGGUCAGGACUUGACUGCCGAGGAAGAGGCCGAGCAAGAGGCGCGCAGACCGCAAAACGGAACGAAAUCGGCUUUCGAGUUUGAGAGAAGUUUGCGCGAUGAGGAGGACUCUGAUGAGGAGGCUGGUAUCCCUGCAGACGAUGAAGCUUGGGGUGAUGAGGAAGAUGAGGAGGUAGAAGAGGUCGAGGUGGAUCCUGAAGACUUGGCCAUGUUCAACAAGUUCAACCCCGAAUUCGACCCUUCCACACUGCUGGCACCGGAGUCGAACGAGGAGCAGGGAGACAGCACCAAUCUUGCCGACUUGAUCUUGGAAAAGAUUGCUCAGCAUGAGGCUAGCCAGGCUCAAGGACAUGUCAUCCGUGGCGGUGGUGCUCCCGAGGACGCCAUUGAGUUGCCCGCAAAGGUCGUCGAGGUCUACACCCAAAUUGGUAUGAUCCUCUCACGAUUCCGUUCCGGCAAGCUCCCCAAGCCCUUCAAGAUCCUGCCCACCCUCCCCCAAUGGGACACCCUCCUCUCCAUCACCCGCCCAGACUCCUGGACCGCAAACGCAACCUACGAAGCCACCCGCCUCUUCACCUCCUCCCGCCCCGCCGUCGCCCAAGCCUUCAUCCACGACAUCCUCCUCGACCGCGUCCGCGACGACAUCCGCGAGACCAAAAAACUAAACGUCCACCUCUACAAAGCCCUCAAAAAGGCCCUCUACAAACCCGCCUGUUUCUUCAAGGGCCUGCUGUUCCCUCUACUCGCUUCCGGAACUUGCACAUUGAGAGAGGCACAUAUCAUCAGCUCUGUGCUCGUUCGUGUGUCCAUUCCUGUCUUGCACUCUGCAGCCGCCAUCCACCGUCUCUGCGAAAUCGCCGCUGAGCAAAUGACCGACAACCUCGAAGCCGGCGGUGCGACGAACAUCUUCAUCCGUGUCUUGCUGGAGAAGAAGUACGCUUUGCCCUACAAGGUUGUGGAUGCAGUGGUAUUCCAUUUCCUGCGCUUCCGCGCCGUGGACGCCGAUGCCAUGACCGAUGCUCCUGCUACCAUCAAGGGAGGAGAAAAGUUGCCCGUGCUGUGGCAUCAGUGUUUCUUGGCCUUUGCACAGAGGUAUAGAAACGAUAUCACUGAAGAUCAGAGAGAGGCGCUGUUGGACCUGUUGUUGGUCAAGGGACACAGAUCUAUCGGUCCUGAGAUUAGAAGGGAGUUGUUGCAAGGAAGAGGAAGAGGUGUUUUGGCUCCCGAGGUGGCCAUGGCGGGUGUGGAUGGUGAUGAUACUAUGGUUGAUAUCCAAUAG